This is a messenger RNA of Kogia breviceps (pygmy sperm whale), 2570 nucleotides long. Lineage: Eukaryota; Metazoa; Chordata; Mammalia; Artiodactyla; Physeteridae. The record is from RefSeq and is a predicted model, not a curated record.
CCUUCUACCUCUGCGAGCGGGGAGGGGUUAGUUUCCCACAGGGGAUUUCAACCAUCACACUCAGAGCCCGCCUCCUAAUCCUCGGGCGGAGCGGCUCGGGGGCCCCAUUUUAUGGCAAUAAAGCGACUUAGCGCCUGCUGAGCGAGCCCCUCCCCGCCGCCGCCCCCGCCCUCGGCCCCACCCCGGGGCUCGCCCGCAGCGGCGGGGCUUUGUUUCGGGGGAGGAGGACCCGGAGCUCUUUUGUUUGGGGGUUUGGUGUUUUCACCUCCCCCCCCGCACCCCCAACCGUUCCCCCCCCCCUCCGCGCCUCUCCGGUUUCCUGAGCUGCGGGCUGCAAGGGAGGAGAAGCGGCGUCUUGCAACCCCCUCGGCUGGGCCCCGGGGUAAUUCGAUGCGGGCCUGGCGAGGCUCCCCCCGCUAGACCCGGGCUCGCGUCUCGGCAGCCUCCACCCACCGGCCCACCCUACAUUUAGCGCAUCAUGUGAUCCGGUGACCUGGAGCAUCUUUUCCUAUGUUUGUAGGAUCAAUGUGACUCUGGAAACAAAUGGAUGAAUGAAUAUCCAUAUGAAGAGGAAAACAAUAAAGAAUAUCAACACCUUUGAGAACAGAAUGUUAAUGCUUGAUGGGAUGCCGGCAGUCAGAGUCAAAACAGAGCUUUUGGAAUCUGAACAAGGGCCUCCAAACGUCCACAACUACCCCGAUAUGGAAGCUGUUCCCCUGUUGCUAAAUAAUGUGAAAGGGGAACCCCCGGAGGACCCGUUAUGCGUAGAUCACUUCCAGACACAAACUGAGCCAGUGGACUUGUCCAUCAACAAAGCCAGGACAUCCCCCACAGCCGUUUCCUCCUCCCCCGUUUCCAUGACAGCGUCCGCCUCCUCCCCUUCUUCAACUUCAACCUCUUCGUCGUCUUCUAGUCGUCCAGCCUCGUCCCCAACUGUUAUAACAUCAGUAUCUUCAGCAUCAUCUUCGUCAACGGUAUUAACUCCCGGGCCCCUUGUUGCCUCUGCCUCUGGUGUGGGAGGCCAGCAGUUUUUGCACAUUAUCCAUCCCGUUCCGCCUUCAAGUCCCAUGAAUUUACAGUCUAACAAACUGAGUCACGUUCACCGCAUCCCCGUGGUGGUCCAGUCGGUGCCUGUUGUCUACACAGCUGUGCGGUCACCUGGAAAUGUGAACAACACUAUCGUCGUACCACUUUUGGAGGAUGGGAGAAGCCAUGGCAAAGCACAAAUGGACCCCCGAGGCCUAUCUCCCAGACAAAGUAAAAGUGACAGUGAUGAUGAUGACCUGCCAAAUGUGACCUUAGAUAGCGUUAAUGAAACUGGAUCCACGGCCCUUUCCAUAGCCAGAGCAGUACAAGAGGUACAUCCGUCCCCAGUAUCAAGGGUCCGGGGAAAUCGAAUGAAUAAUCAGAAGUUUGCUUGUUCAAUCUCACCAUUUAGUAUUGAGAGCACAAGACGCCAGAGAAGGUCUGAAUCCCCGGACUCCAGAAAACGGCGUAUCCACAGAUGUGAUUUCGAGGGAUGCAACAAAGUGUACACAAAAAGUUCUCACCUGAAGGCUCAUCGAAGGACGCAUACAGGAGAGAAACCCUACAAGUGUACCUGGGAAGGCUGCACCUGGAAAUUUGCCCGUUCGGAUGAACUGACGAGGCAUUACCGCAAACACACAGGAGUGAAGCCAUUCAAGUGCGCGGACUGCGAUCGCAGCUUUUCCCGGUCAGAUCACUUGGCACUGCACCGCCGGAGGCAUAUGCUGGUGUGAGGAAGGCUACCUGUCCAGCUGAGCGUAAGAGCUGGAUCUCUUAGCGGCACCCAAUUCAGCAGGGCUGAAUCCCCUUCCCAGUGUUAACACAAAAGGGCAUCACCAUCCCACGAUGUCUGAAAGCAGAGCAGGAAAAAGAAGCAGUGACACUUCUUUCGGUCUGAAGGUAACCCCCAUCACGACUACACGAGAAACAACUUCACGCUGGCCUGGGAGAUCGGUGACACAAAUGCUGAAGAGACAGGCAUUGUUUUCCGUGCUGUGUCCUCUGCCAUUUCAAGAUGUUUGUAGUUUGUACAUUUUCCGAGCUGUCAGACGUUUUGUUAUUGAUACUUUAAAGGUCAUCUACCCCAACUUGAUGGCUAGAGCGAGACCUUGUCAAUUUGAAUUAUUCUCCCAUCAUCCCACCCCUGAACCCGUUUUUACAAAAGUUUGAGUUACUGUCUCAGUAAGAUAGAACCCACUUCCAAUCUGUUACCAGCAAGCAGCCUGAAAGUAGAAAAGAAGAAGCGGUUGGAGAGGUUCCAUUACCUGAAAAGAAAGGAGCGCUCAGGCAGCCCUUUGCAAUAGCGAUGGCAGCCACUAGAUAUCACCCGCAACUUGUCCUUGUGCCAUCCAUGCCCUGGAGAAAACCAACAUUGAUUCUUUCAUUUGUUUGUUGUUGAUCGUUUUUUUGUUUUGUUCUGCUUCUGUUUUGUUCAUCUGUUCGAGCAGAGGGGCAGCGACAUUUCAGUUGGAGUCUAGUCCUGGUGUCUGCCCCGGCAUGGACGGGCACAGAGCUGUUCUGUAGUUGAAUAGGAAGAGCCUGUC